Oldenlandia corymbosa var. corymbosa is the source of this 2532-nucleotide messenger RNA. NCBI's taxonomy places the organism in Eukaryota, Viridiplantae, Streptophyta, Magnoliopsida, Gentianales, Rubiaceae. The record is from the annotation of a GenBank genome assembly.
AUGUAUAACCAAAGCAUACAUUACCUUUAUAAAUACCUGUACAGGAAGCACAUGUUGUGUACCAUCUCCACAAGAAAUUCUCUCUUUUUAUCACUACAAAAGUCAGUCAAACCUAAUUUCCUCUUCGCAAUGGCCGGAUCACCAACAGCCAUCCCGGUCGCUUCUGAUCCUCCACAACAGGGACUACCAGCAGUAAUCCCAGUCACUUCUCAACCUCAACAGCAAGCUGCGCAACGUUAUAUUGCAGACAUCAAUGGCCUGAUUUCAACCAAAAGCAAGCAUUUCUUCAUUGUUGUGCGUGUCAUGUCAAUGUGGAAAAUGAUGGACACUUCUAAGAAGGGUGAAGUGAAGUCUCUAGAAUUGACUUUGAUUGAUGCUGAGGGUAGCAAAAUUCAGGCGACUAUACCGGCUAGAUUCAUGCGGGAUUUCAAGGACUGGUUUGAAGAAGGUUGUUGUAGGAAAAUAUCGUGUUUCGAUCAUGCUCUGAAUAUAAAUGGAGCAUACCGAUGUGCAAAACACGAGUAUAAAAUUGUGUUUGAACCAAACACAUUGGUUCAAACGUUUGUUGACUUUGAUAUUCCUAACCAUAUUUUUGAGUUCACUCCAUUUGCAGAGAUCAAUAAUUUUGUGGCAAACUUUGAUUACUGUUUUGAUGUGAUUGGACACAUUAUUGGUUACAGUGACCCUAUUGUGGAUGCACAGAAAAAGAGAAUAUCUGUGCAACUAGAAGAUGAAAAGGCUGACAGCAUGAAGGUUACAAUAUGGGGUGAACAUGCUGACCUCAUAACCAAUUACUUGUCUAAAGAACUAGAAUUUCCAGUUGUGCUGAUUGUGCAAAUAUACCUUGAUGACAUGAACAUACCUGCCAUUUAUGAAUACAAACAUAGGCUGGAACAGAACGAUAUUAAAGAGUCAAGCAUCCACAAAAUAUCGAUCAUGUCCUCCAUAUCUGGAUACACAACCUUUGAAGACUUUGUCAAAGAUUCAGAGAUAUUAACUUUGAAUGAAAUUAGAGAUCUUGAAGAGUUUGGGCCGUAUAUGGGACAUCCAGGAUACGGAACCUCCAAUGCCAAAUCUUACAAUCCGGGAGUUUUUCUCAAUGAAAAAUCUUUACUUACAAGAGAUUCGGGGAUGGUUGAGGAUAGAGCUUUUCAUGUCUUGGAGGAAAUGGUUUUAUCCUUCAAUGAGGGGGAAGACAAGCUCAUCUGGAAGCCAACCCCAUUGGGAGUAUUCACAAUCAAGUCCGAAUAUGAAGCAUUGCGGAGGAGGCAAGUUGAAAACCCUAGCCUGCGGAAUGUAUGGCAUAAAUUCAUUCCUUUGCGCAUCUCCUUCUUCAUGUGGAAGUUUGGUAAUUCACUUCUCCCUUUUACGGAGAAUCUAUGUAGAAUGGGCAUAUACUUGCAACCUUCAAUUUGCUGGAAGUGUAAGUCUUCCUCGGAUUCAAUGAGGCAACAAUUCCUUGAGUGUGCUUUUGCGCGACAGGUCUGGAAUUUUUUUGCUGAACUUUUUGGUCAGGUUGCGCAUGGUUCAAGCCUUGGAGAAUAUUUGAAUUCAUGGUGGAUUUCAGGGAACUUUAAAACAGCUAUUGGGGUCAUAAAGAAGGUUCUGCCAUCCUUUAUAGUGUGGGAGCUAUGGAAGGCGAGGAACAAGUUCUUUUUUGAAAAUGUUGACUCCAAUUUUUCAGGUGUCAUCAAAGCUGUCAAAGAGCAUCUUCAUGGAAUGAUGCUAGUCCAUAGACUUAAGGCUCGAAAUGUUGUUGAGAGGGAGUCGCUUCAGCUAAUCUUUCCGAACACACCUUUCAGCCUAAAACAGAAAAAGGUGCGCAAGGUUUCUUGGCAACGACAGCGCAAGCAUGUGCUGAACACUGAUGGAUCUUCCAACUCCCAAGCUGCUGGGUAUGGCUUUGUAAUCCGAGGUGAGAAGGGGUUUUUUCUUUAUGAGGAAGCUGGAUUUUUGGGAAGUGGAGAUAGUCUUCAAGCGGAGGUUUAUGGCCUUUUAUUUGGAGUUCGGAAAUGUGAGCAUCUUGAUCUGUUCCAGGUGGAAGUUCAAACGGAUAACCAAUUUUUGGCGAAUAUUCUUGCCUCUGGAGGUCCUUGUCCGCGGAGAUUCUAUUUCGAGUUGCGAGAGAUCCGAGCAAUUCUUGUGAGAAGGGAUUACUCUAUACACCACAUUUACAGAGAAGCGAAUGCAGUAGCAGACAGUUUAGCUAGAUGUGCUUCAGAUGAAGUUUCAGCAGAAUUUUUUUCCUUAGGAGAUCUUCCGAAUUUCACUAGGGGUCUCAUCACUCUAGAUCAACAAUCUAUGCCGUAUGGAGGAGAAAUGCGGCUGGCUGCUUCGGUGAUGCUGCGUGGACAGGAAGAUGAUGAUGAGCUGGUGUCGGAGGCUUCGGUGGCGUGGAGCUGGGAGGAGAAGCAAGGUGGUGAAGGGAGUGGGAGGAAGAGAGAGAGAUGGAGAGGUGGUAGAGAUGGUGGCUGUGUGGAUGAGAAGAAGAUUUGCAGCGGCGGAGUGGCUGCCGGUUUUUAUGGAAGCUAG